AUGGCGAGUUUGGUGGAAUUGAAGCCUGGCCAGGCACAAUUAUUCUCAUCCUUUCAACCUUCUCUUGCCCCAGGUGAUUACAAAGUAACAGUCACGCAGGAAGUCAUUUUGCAGGAUAAGGACAAGGAAGGGAGGAAGACUCUCUCUACAGAUAAGAAGUUCAGAGUCGAAGGACCAAGUCAAUAUCAGCUCCCUGCUGGCUCAAUUCACUCCAUCUACCCUGGAGAAGGAGAGUCUGUGCCCUCCAAAGUAUUGCCUCAAGUCACGCUCAAUGACCCUCAUAUACCAUGGGAGCUGAGUCCAGACAACGAUCAAGACAUCUCCAAAAAACAUCUCGAUGGGUCGCUUAUACCAUGGCUUGCUCUGCUGGUCUUUACGGAAGAUGAGAUCAAGACUUUCCCCACCAUGGAAGCAAGACCAGCGCCUUCCCCAACUCUAUCACUUCACUUGAGUAAGAAACAGCUCAAAGCGUUGAAGUCUUCAUCUACUCAAGUCCCACUAUCCACCCAAGAUCUCGAUACAGAUGCCGAUGGUGGUGUCAAUACAGUUUUCGUCAACUCGUCGGGGUUUCGGGCAUAUUUCUCGAGGCAAAUGGGCGACAGCGAAGUUGAGCCAGCCAUUGCGCGGUACUCAUAUUUAUCGCAUAUCCGACGAUCACGCUCAACAAAACCACGCGAUCCGACCACAGAUACUUUCAGCAUUGUUCUAGGUCACCGAUCUGGCCCAUUGGAUAUUGAAUCUCCCACCACUGCAUAUGCCCAUCUUGUUUCUCUCAUGGGAGUACCAGACUUGAAUAUGCCCGGCCAGUCCGAUCUGUCAGCUCUGAUCUCACUGUACUCGUGGUCGUUCACAUGGACAAAAGGAAAUGACGCCGAGAUUAAAGGCGUGGUCGAAAAAAUAUCGAAGAACGUUAGGCCGUUGGCACGAGUACUGGAACUAUCAACAGAUCAAUGGCUAAGACGACGUCUGGAAGCUGGCUACACCAUGGUCAAACACCGGACCCAAACGGGAGAGCAGACUGCAGCUCUCUUUCGGGGCCCACUGAUACCUCAACAACCUCGAGGAAAUGAGCUGGACAAUGCUGAAGCAUCAGGUCAUGGUUCCGGGUUGCAAAUCAUCGACAAAACAACUGGUAUCAUCGACAUCACGUACUCGGCUGCAUGGAGUCUGGGCCGAUCGUUGGCGAUAGAGAAUUCUUCAUUCACCAUGGCUAUAUCUGCAUUGCGGAUGAAGAUCGCGCAGCUACAGCGAAAAGGUUCAUCGGGAGCAUUCUUGGGUGGAAACUCUGAGGCUCCGGAGGGAAAUACCCUGCCCGACUGGUAUGAGAAGCUCAAGCAGAUUUCCCAGCGUACAGCGGACUCAAAGGCUGCACUGGCGAGUGAGUCCCGGUCGCGAUGGAAGAGAGCUCGAGAGAAGCUCGAUAAACCGAACCUUGAGACGACUGUGCCUGGUUCUGAUGCAGAGACAGAUGGCGAUGCCGUGCGGGAGUUUCUUGAAAAAGAGGUUGAUAUCCUGGUCGAUGACAAGGAUUGGUACGCAAGGGAACUCGCAGAACCUACACAAGAAGGACUAUUUCUUGCCAAAGUCCUCGACUUUGUCUAUAAUCAGCUUCUCACACUUAAGGCUGUCCCACAGAGCUUUAUGUUUCCCGAGCCUGACAUCCUCGACACCGAAGCCAUUCUCACAUUCCAUGUUGAUCCGCUCUGGGUUGAUACUCUCGUCGACGGCGCUUUGAGCAUCGGGAGCCACAGCACUGUGAAUGAAGACUACACUAGAAGCGAGAUCAAAUGGGCCAUAAACCUUUACCUUCGCAAGGUGGAGCUUCGGUACAAGCACCCAAGGAUUCCUCGAUGGGGAGUUAUCAUUUGUGGCACGCUUCUCAAGACCUUUGACGACCCUCGCGUCAGGACCGGGAGCUCUGAGGCACCAUCUCCUCAAUUCCUGGUGAAUAAAAAGCUCACCGAUAGAGCUUUGCUGCUCAUCUUCAACUGCAGGCCAAGCGACCUGCCUUCGGGACUGACGGUAAGUCAAGCGCCUCACCAACAGUGCUUCGCUGUAGGCAAAGUCUUGGAGCCGAACAGGAUUGAGAUUGAGCCAGUUGGCGUCAGGCCGGAGAAACCCGAUACCGGUACUGAAGACGUGCAGGUUUCACCUAUUGUAGAGCAAUCAGGUUCGUCAAAGGCGUUCAACUUUAAGACGAGAUGUUUGAAUCCGUCGGAGAUUAUGAAGAUAUACGUUCCGGCUGUUAAGAGCAAAGGAGGCGACUAUCCUGCAACCGGGUCCUCUGCUCUUCUAUCCUUGGCACUGGGUGAUAAGAUACAAGAGUUGUCUAUCACGAUGACAGAAGAUCAAGCUGAUGCAGCAAGAGAAAAGCCACUAGAGCCGUUCCAGCUGAGCCUAAAGACUCGCGCAGAGGAGUCGACAAGCGUUGCGGCCAUGGAUGUAACAAACCUGAAGCCCAGCGCUGGCUCUAUCAAGCUUGGAUUCAGGGCUUACGAUGAGAAGAAGGACACCUUGGCAGCGAGGCCGACAGUCGUUGAGAGCUCAGCGAUAGUAACUCAUUCCUCUUCCCAUAGUACGACGCCCAUAGAGGAGGUAUCUCACGAAACUCAUACAAGCAUUAUCACGACAUCUUGCAGAGUUUUGAAACAGCAUACUUUGGACAAUGGAACGCGAGUUGUUGAUCUAAUCGUUGUUCUGAACCCCACAGAAGCUGAGCCACUAAACGGCGACAACUUCCAAGGAAUCAACGUGUCCUUCCCACUCGUUGAGCUGGUUGAUACAAAAGCAGUCACUCCACCAAGGGUAACACUGUUCGGCCAGGAUUCUGCUCGCUGGGUGUCAGGCAGCGCUUACGUUACGGGAGGCAAACCCUGUUUCACUGUCAAGCUACGGCUACGGGUACCAGGUCUUGCAAGGCAGGUGAACUUUGGUAUUCUUCUGAGCAAUGUCGUGCUCUCGGAUCAGAUUAGUGAUGAUGUCUUGGUUAGGGUCGAGGAGGAGUACAGCGUGGAAGGGCAUAAUUUGAGUGGCCCUGCGUCGCAGACAAGACUGGUAAAGCAGACGUGUUCGAUUGGAGGCCUCAAGAUAGCCGAGUAG
This is a messenger RNA of Fusarium tjaetaba, 3099 nucleotides long. RefSeq lists its product as uncharacterized. Lineage: Eukaryota; Fungi; Ascomycota; Sordariomycetes; Hypocreales; Nectriaceae. The transcript has a single exon. Bases 1 to 3099 code for a protein of 1032 amino acids. The record is from RefSeq and is a predicted model, not a curated record.